CGCCAAAUUGGGCGGUGAGAAGUGAAGGGAGGGAGAGAAAGCGCGAGAACAGUGAAGGACGCUCAGGCGGGCCCGGCGGCGCCCUCUCCGUCGCGCGGCCCCGGGACGAGGCGGGACGGCCAGGUCGGUGCUCGGCCGGGGGUCCACCGCUGCCCGUCGCGUCUCGCUCGCUCCCAGCGCGGCGGGGUCUGCGGCCCCUCGGCUGGGCCCGGGAAACCCGCUGUGCUAGCGGCGCGCCGGGCGGAGCGCGGGAGGACGCGGCGGCCCUCGACGCCUCAGCCCGCCGCGCGCCGGCCUGGCAAGGCCUUCACGGCGCCGUCAUUGAUCCUGAGAGGACUCCGGAGUCGCUUUCGUGUUGGUCCCGUAGAACGCAGACCGCAGAACACGGGGUACGCCUUGGAGCGCGCCCCGCGGUCUUGGGACCCCUUCCCCACCCCGCCCUCCAGGAAGCCCGCAGGCAGUGUGGCUGACCAGCCAGGGAAGGGCCGGCUAGGUAGUCCCGACUCGGUCACCUUCAGCGUCUUACCUGCUGCCCCCAACUCUUGCUGAAACGUCAGGCUGUGGUCUGGAAGUGGUCUCUAAUGAGGGAGGCUUUGCUGCUGGUUUCAGGUCAUUUCUCUGCAGUAGAGGUUUUGAGUACUCCACUGGCCCCACUUGAAAUCUUGUCAUCAGAUCUCAUGUUGUCUGGCAAAGUGGUGGAUGUGUAUGCUCUUAUUUAAAGAAAUGAGUGUGUCAAGUGCUGUAUUGAGAGUUGAAACUUGGCUUUUGGCAACAUGGCAUGUUAAAGUGCCUCUAAUGUGGCUGGAAGCUUGUGUUAACUGGAUCCAAGAAGAAAAUAAUAAUGCUAAUUUGAGCCAAGCACAAGUAAAUAAACAAGUGUUGGAGCAAUGGCUUCUUACUGACCUGAGAGACUUGGAACAUCCUCUCUUACCUAAUAACAUUUUAGAAACUCCAAAGGGAGAACUGAAUGGAUUUUAUGCUCUACAGAUCAAUUCCUUGGUUGACGUAAGUCAGCCGGCAUAUUCCCAGAUACAAAAGCUGAGAGGAAAGAAUACAACCAAUGAUCUAGUUUCAGCUGAAACACAGAUUACUCCAAAGCCAUGGGAAGCAAGGCCUUCACGGAUGCUGAUGCUGCAGCUCACUGAUGGUGUCACACAAAUUCAAGGGAUGGAAUAUCAGUCUAUUCCAGCUCUCCAUGGUGGUCUUCCUCCAGGUACAAAAAUUUUGGUUCACGGAUGCAUUUUGUUCCGUCUUGGUGUUCUCUUGUUGAAACCAGAAAAUGUGAAGGUAUUAGGAGGUGAGGUAGAUGGUCUUUCAGAAGAAUAUGCUCAAGAAAAAGUACUUGCAAGAUUAAUUGGUGAACUUGAUCCUACAGUUUCAAUCAUACCAAAUAAUUCUGAUCACAUUUUGCCCAGAGUUCCGGGGGGGUUAGAUCCUAUUUUGGGACCUUCAGAUGAAGAACUCUUGGCAAGUCUUUAUGAAAGUGAAGAGCCUGCAGCAGAUAAUGACGCAUCGGUGGAAGGAAGCUGUUUCGGCACAGGCAGUUCCUCAAAUACUACUCCCACAAGUCAGCCUAGUUUUGAGCCAGGAUGUGAUACUUCUUCAAGGCAAAAGGAGAAGCCACCAAACAAAUCUGUGCCUUUCACUGAUGGAGAGUUUGAUGACUUUUCACUGGAAGACGCCUUGCUUUUAGAAGAAACUGUCCAGAAAGAACAGAUGGAAACAAAAGCAUUGCAGCCACUAACUUUGAAGAAAAAUACAGAUAAAUGUGUAGAGAUAUUUUCACAUAAAUCUAAUACUCUGAACCACACUGCUUUAAUUCAUAAACAAGGAAACAGCAAUUACAAUGAAAAGUUAUCUGAACAAAUGAUUGACGAAGACAAAUUUUUUGGCUGUUCGUCUGCUAGAGACCAUCAUAAGAGACUCUUAGCCCAUGAUUUUACAAAUGACAGCAAGACUUUGGAGGUAGAUAACACAACAGAACCAAACAUUGCCAGUUCAGAUGAGCAUUGCUUAAGUAAUACAAUGUUAAAUAGAAAACUUGGAACCUGCAUAUCAGAAAAGAGUUCAGAAAUUUCUAAUGAAAAUGACUACCCUUUACAGGCUUGUUCUUCAAGAUCAUUUGAGAAUAAUAUUGAUCUUUAUAUUGGCAUGGACUUAAAUUCUCCACCCUUUAUCUAUUUGUCUGUUCUAAUGGCCAGAAAGCCAAAGGAAGUUACUACUGUGAAAGUCAAAGCAUUUAUUGUCACUUUAACUGGAAAUCUCUCAAGCUCUGGGGGCUUUUGGGGUGUAACUGCAAAGGUUUCUGAUGGUACCGCAUAUCUAGAUGUAGAUUUUAUAGAUGAAAUACUUACCAGUAUGAUAGGGUUUUCGGUACCAGAAAUGAAACAAUUAAAAAAGGACCCUCUUAAAUAUCAAAAAUUCCUAAAAGGAUUACAAAAAUGUCAACGAGAUCUGAUAGAUUUGUGUUGCCUAAUGACUAUUUCAUUUAAUCCUUCUUCAUGUAAAGCCGUGGUACUUGAAUUGCAGGAUGUUGGUGUGGAGCACCUUGAGAACCUAAAGAAGCGGCUGAAUAAAUAAUUUGCCAAAAUACUAUUGGAGUACACUUUAAAACAUGCAAAUAUUUGUAACCAAAUUUGUUUAUAUUCUUAUUUUUGGGAUUCUGUAAAAGAAGAAAAAGCUUCGGAGCUUAAAAACGGGUGAGAUGGUUCAGUGGUUAAAGAGACUUUCUGCCAAGACUGAGGACCUGAGUUUGAUCCCCAGGUCCCUUGGGACUGAAGGAGAGAAACAACUCCCAGACUUUGUUGUCUGUCUUCCACAAAUGCAGCAUGGAGUACACACACACACACACACACACACACACACACACACACACACACACACACAUACACACACACACACACACACACACACACACACACACACAAUGACAUUUAAAAAUAAAGGUGUUUAAUCAAAAUGUAUGUGUAAGGGUAUUUUUGCUUGGUUUGGUGAUGCUGGGCCAAGGUCUUGUAAUGCUAUCAUAAAGCAACAUCUCUAGACCCUUGAUUUUUUUUUUUCCCCUUCCUGGAAACAGGAUCUCAUAUUCCCAGGCUGGCCUCUAGCUCUUUUGUAUAGCUGAGAGUAACCUUGACCUUCUAGUCUCUGGUCUCCAUCUCCCAAGUGCCAGAACUAGGGUUGUGUAGGUUUAGUUGGUGCAUUGGCUUAAAACCAGGGUUGUGUUUUUUAGGCAAAUACUCUACCAACUGAGCUACAUCCUCAGUCCUGCUUGUUGAAGAACUUUGCUGACCCAUUCUUGCUGAGAAUAUAAGAUAAUUGAUAAAGAAUUGUGAAUUGAAUGUAAGAUAACUGAUAAAGAAUUGUGAUGAGGUGACAAAAUGGCUUGGUAAAGGUGUUUGCUGUUGAACCUAAUGACCUGAUUCUGUUGCUGGUACUACAUAGUGAAAGAGAACACUGUCUCCCACAAGAUGUCCUCUGAUUUCCACAUGUGCCCCCACCACACACACACACACACACACACACACACACACACACACACACACACACACACACAAGUACACACAGUGAAAUAAAACAAUACACCUUUAAUCCCAGCACUUGGGAGGCAGAGACAGGCGGAUCUCUGUGAGUUUGAGGUCAGACUGUGCUACAGAGUAAGUUCCAGAAAAGGCUCAAAGCUACACAGAAACCCUGUCUCAAAAAACAAAAACAAAAAAACAUAAUAAAGAAAUGUGAGGAUGUUCCCCAUGAGAUACAUUAUUGAAAGUUAGAAAUUAUGAAAGUAAUUUUACCUCUAAUAUGUUGACUAUUUCCAAAAAUUUGUGCUAUUAUUUAGGUGUCAUUUUACAUUUAUUUGUAUAGGUCAGAGGACAACCUGUGAGAGUCACUUUUCUCUUACCAUGCAGAUUCUGGAAAUAAAAUAGUCAUAGACUUGGCAGCAAUCACCUUUUACCUGCUAAACCAUGACUGGCCCUAUGUUUUUUGAGAUGGCGCCUCACUAUGUAGAUCAGGGUAGCCUAAAAUUCAUGAGACAUCUGACCUUUGAAUUAGCUGUGCAUAUAAGUUACUUAAUUUUGUUGUGAUUGUUUUAAAGAGACUGUUUGGGAGGUGAAGUUAUUUUUAUUAAUCCUUUAUCUUAAAAUUAUAAGUAGGGUGCUGGUUAGAUACUUAGUGGUUAAGAGCUGAUUGCUACCCUUCUAGAGAACCCAAAUUUGGUCCCUAAGAUGGCCUGCUGAGCUGCCAGUAACCCCUAUCUCCAGGGGAUUUGACACCUUCUGGCUUCCCCAGGUGUGGUUAUGGGCACAGUGUAUAUACACAUACACAUAAUUUUAAAAAAUGGUUUUUGAGACAGUUUCUCUGUGUAGUCCUGGCUGUCCUAGAACUUGUUCUGUAGACCAGACUGGCCUCAAAGGUGGAGAUUCACUUGCCUCUAGUGAGUGCCACCAUGUCUGGUUUCAUAAUUCAGAAAAACAGCAUGGUAAUGGAGGUAAGAGGAUCAAAAGUUGAUCAUUCUUGGCUGCAUAGAGCCCUGCUUGGACCACAUGAGACUGUCUCAAAAAAAAAUUUUUUUUUUAAUAAAAGGAUGCAAAAAUGUUUUUCAUUGGAAAAACCAGUUCAAAGCACAAGAAUACAAAUAUGUAUUUUUAAUGUGUGUCUGCCAUGUGUGUUUAGGUGCCCACAGAGGCCAAAAGGGCAUCAAAUCACCUGGAGCUGUAGGUGUGUGUAACCUGCCCAAUGUGAAUGCUUAGAACUGAAUGUAGGUCCUCUGCAAGAGCAGCAAGUACUCUUAACCACUGAGCGUUCUCUCCAGUUCCAAAAAUACAGAUACUGUUGAUACAUACUCUCAUAGUACUUCUGUCUGUAUACUUAGGUAUCUUUCACUGUGAGAUGUGUAUGUGUGUGUGUGACAUUUUGUUCUUUUAAAUAACAGUCUCUGUGGACUGUGAUGGCUAUUCUUGGUUAUCAACUUGACUACAUCUGGAAUGAACUACAAUCCAGAAAUGGUGAGCGAUUAUUUUUGCUUGGUUUGAAGUAGGAAUCGACUCUAGUCCAGACCUCUGAGGAAGACCGGUGAUCCAGAUUUCGAGAUGGGAAGACACACCUUAAAUCAGGUCCAUACCUUCUGCUACAAGUCUGUAUAAGGACAUGGAAGAAGGAAGCAUUUGCUUUUUUGUCAGCUUGCCCUUGCCUUGCUAGCAUAUCCAUUUCUUCAUUGGCAUUGGAGCCUACUUCUUUGGGAUUCCAGCAUAUACUGAAGGCCAGCUGAGUCAUCCAGCCUUGUGGAUGGAGCAACUAUGGGAUAUUUGGACUUUCUGUUCACAGCAAGCCAUUGUUGGAUUAGCUGGAAUACAGCCUGUAAAUCAUUCAAUAAGCCCCCUUUAUAUAGAGAGAUUGAUUCUGUAAGUUCUGUUACUCUAGAGAACUUUGACUACUAAUACAUGGAUGGUGCUUAAAAAUAUAUAAUUAGAUCUUGAUAUUGCAUCACUGAAUAGAAGUAACAAUCCAUUGUUCUGUA
Messenger RNA from Peromyscus californicus insignis, 5515 nucleotides. RefSeq names its product RecQ mediated genome instability 1 (gene Rmi1). Gene Ontology annotation, biological process: double-strand break repair via homologous recombination; resolution of meiotic recombination intermediates. Bases 700 to 2580 code for a protein of 626 amino acids. The transcript is spliced from 3 exons. Gene Ontology annotation, cellular component: RecQ family helicase-topoisomerase III complex; nuclear body. NCBI's taxonomy places the organism in Eukaryota, Metazoa, Chordata, Mammalia, Rodentia, Cricetidae. Gene Ontology annotation, molecular function: nucleotide binding. The record is from RefSeq and is a predicted model, not a curated record.